CCCACACCACAACUUUCUUCAACCUAACCAAGUUUUGUCUCAUCAAAAGCUUGUCAUAAAUGGAUGUCAACAAUCACCAAAGGCUUCCAAGAUCGACAAAACAUCAAACGAGGGACUGUAAGGGGAAGCGAAAGAACAACAAUUCACUCAAAGUCGUCUACAUCUCUAGCCCCAUGAAGGUCAAGACGAGCGCCUCGAGAUUUAGGUCACUAGUGCAAAAACUCACGGGUAAGAACUCCGAUAUAUCACACUACAUGGCCGAGCCCAGUAACAGUUAUGGGUUCAUCGAUUUUUGUGAGAUUGAUUGUGACGCAAAUCAAUCAUUAGCAAAGCAGACGAGUGACGACCAGUGUCACCUUCUUUCAUCGAUUUCUGCAGAGGACACCCCCACGAGUUCAGACUCGCUGUUCGAGCCUAUAGACAACGUGUUCGCCUCUCAAAUGGACGAGCAAUUUUCAGGGUUUUUUUCGUCGAAUUCAUUCUUUGAUGCUUCUCAGCUGGAUGUGCUGGGAAGCUAUGAUGAGUUGCUAUGAAUUCUUUUGUUGUAAUAGUUCGUUAAUUGUAGCUCAUCUAGUUGACUUUUCAUAUUUGUAUAUUAUGUAUGUUUAGAUAGAGCUGGUAGGAAUUGGGACUUGGAGAUUGGGGAUUAGGUAUUAUUUUAUCCAAAUUUGAAAGACUUGUUCUUCAAAGCUGCCAAGAAUCAAAACUUUAAUGAUAGGCUAAAGAAUUAAACCAA
Sesamum indicum (sesame) is the source of this 736-nucleotide messenger RNA. RefSeq lists its product as uncharacterized. Lineage: Eukaryota; Viridiplantae; Streptophyta; Magnoliopsida; Lamiales; Pedaliaceae. The record is from RefSeq and is a predicted model, not a curated record.